ACAUUACGUUUAUCUAUUCUCAUCGAUGAUCAUUUGCCUGAGGACUUAAGAUACGACUUAUAAAUACGUAUGUUUUUUUUCAGAUAGUAGAUCAUUAUUUGUUAUCAAGUAAAGAAAGUUAUUAUAGGAACAAACAGAAUCAUGAUUAUGUUCAAAAUAUUGUUGUGGUCAGCAAUGUUACUAUGUACAAAAAGUAUAAGCAACGAUACAAAGAGAUGGUUAUCUAAAAACAAAAGUGUGUUUAAAAAGAUGAUUUAUACCGAAAAUCAAAUAAUGAAUUUUAAAAACAGCGAAAAUGAUUAUCCUACAGCACACAUCAAGCCAGAAGCAGUGAAAGUAUUCUGGACAAAAUAUACUCAUCCACCAUCAUGUUCAAAGCGAUUACGACGUUGGUUUGACACUAUUCGCGUAAAAAGAUCCGAAUGUUCGGCCUGUUGUUCAACUGCGUUUUCAGCAGUUGCUCCUUUGAAAGUGGAUUACAACAGUAAGGAAUAUGAAGUAUAUCACCCAACGGGUGGUUGGCAAUUUUUGUUCGUUGGAGAUUGUCCAGCAAGUGCCACUUGUAGUUCAGGAACCUGUCAGAGGGAUGACGAUUACCACACAUGGAUUCUUGUGGUUGAUGAGGACAUGACAUACGUGCCUCAACUUAGGUUCAUUCCCAUAAGCUAUCCACGAUACUGUAAAUGCGUGAACAGUGUUUAAAAGAAUUUUAAUCAUUUUUAUUUCUUUAUUCUGAAAGUUUUUUUUUUUAAUUUGUUUUCUAACGGGAUAUCAUUUCUGAUGUGUUAUACUUAAUUAAAUGAAUUGUUUGA
This is a messenger RNA of Mytilus californianus (California mussel), 812 nucleotides long. RefSeq lists its product as uncharacterized. The coding region runs from base 142 to 702 and encodes 186 amino acids. The transcript has 4 exons. NCBI's taxonomy places the organism in Eukaryota, Metazoa, Mollusca, Bivalvia, Mytilida, Mytilidae. The record is from RefSeq and is a predicted model, not a curated record.